AGUAACGAGUGCAACACAAUUGGCUAUAAAAACUACCAAACAACCACAAUCGCAUUAAUGAAUAAAUCGUUUUGCUGAGAUAUGCCACGACAAUGGAUGCUUAUAUGCGCUCAACUUGCUGUACUCGAUUCUGCUGUUUUUGGCAACAACUAUGUAGCCAGAAACAAUUAUGGAACGAUUUCAGUAGUAGGGCCAGCCUUUGUGAACAGGGAAAUUACACUGAAAGUGACACAGUUCUGUCCUUUGGAAUGUGACGUAGAAUGGAGAUACAUAAUGGACAAUGGCACAACAGUCCAAACAAUGACUGGGACAAAAGUGAAUGGAUCAUUCUUUUUGAAAUGGACGGCUUCGGCUAAAUACAACAGAGCUCAGUUCUACGCCGAAUGUUCAACAAACAAAACAAUUAGAACAGAAAUGACAACUUUAAAUAUGAAAGAUAUUCAUGGACAAUGUGGAGCACUCGUGCUUCUAAGUCCUGUUGUUCUCGGCGUGGACGUCGAACUUGGAUACUUUCCGUCUGACAAUUUAAUAGAGAGCAAAAAUGUUAUUAAACGAAAAUGGAAGAAAAACAAUCACGAGAUACAGAUACACGAAGGGUGUUGCGCAGAGAAAAGAGUAACUGAAUAUUCCUACAUAUUGACUAUAUUUAACUUCAAUAAAACAGAUGAAGGAACGUAUAUUUUAAAUUGCGAUUCAGGUGGCAACACGGAUUCUGUACAGCUUAAAUUUCCAGAGAAACCGAGUUUUCCAGUUCUCGGCCCAAAGUAUCCUGACUAUAAUACAACAGAAUGUUUUUAUGUUUUUGGAGGCUCCGACUUUUAUUGCAAAACUGAAAACGGAACGGAGCCUGUACAAGUAACAUUUUUAAUUGGCCAGGAAUCAAUAACUUUGGAUGAAACCAAAAUGAAGAGAGGGUUGUACAGAUUACAGGACGUUCAUCAACACAUGGCUGGACAGUCAAGACAGAAUGUGACAUGUCAGGUUUCUAAUGCAGCCCUUGAAACACCUUACGAAGUGCACGGCAUUCUAUGUCAUGUAGAAAAAGGUAGCCAACCUGUUCUAACAGUUCCUGAAAGACUUCAUGGAAAAAGAUCUUCAUCAAUUUGUGAAGUGCGAAAUGCUUUCCCAGCUCCGGCAAUAGAAAUAAGCGUUGACAAAGCUUUGCAAGCAGACGUUCAACAAACUGAUUUAUUUAAUGGUUCUUCACAUACGUUUACCAGCACGGCAACGAUGACAAAGACGAACAAAGCAUGGAAUGGAAAACGAAUGUGCUGUACCACGAAAACCAAAUACGAGUUUGGUCUUGGAAAUGUGUCAGUAUGCAAAAACAUCAGUAUGAAAUGUGAUCCGACUUUAAAUCUGAACAAGACAUCACCUGUCGAUUUACCUCCGAAUAAAACAUUGGUCGUUAAAUGUACUGUGAUUAAUUGCAAUGCUGAAGGGUUAUGGACGCUUAUGUGGGAAGAUAAACAUAACUCUAUUAUAAAGACUUGCAACAAAACAGAGGAAUGCCUAUUAACACUGAAUUAUACGGGAGAUGGUGAAAAGACGUACACAUGCAGAGCAUGGAAAUCACAGUUUACUCUGAAUAUUUCGUUGACAGUUUCAAGUUCAAUGAGUGAUGUUAGUCAACCCCAUGAAAAGGACAAUCAGACAUUUUCUUCAACAUCCCGAUUUCCUCUCAACAAUAUACUCAUCGGAACAGGCGUUUUAUGUGGACUCUGCAUCCUGUUUAUAAUCGGAAGAUGUGUAUAUCUUAAACGGCGAAAGGUCAACGAAAUCAACACAAUAGAAAUUGUUGAAAAUCAUAGGGACACCUCGUUGGACAAUGGCGUGCUACACAUAGAAACGGGAGGAGUCCAGUACGCAGUCAUGCAGAGACAGGCGGCUACGCAGAGGACUGGAACGCAGCAACCACAUGAUGGCGGUGGCCUAACGUACGCCGAGUUGGACAUUAAGUUCCUACAGGAAGCUAACGCCAGAGUUCCGUCAAGUAAAAAAAAUAACACGCCGACGGAAUAUGCUGACAUUGCGUUUUCCUCAACACAAAAAUCUGCUGAAGAAAAUCAUGUCUACCACAAUACAUCUGCGUAGAUCUUUUAAGAAGACAAACAAAUCUAAUCGACAUGUAUUGCCUUAUUACAUUGUUUCUAUUCUGUAUUCCCUAUGGUUAUGAUUAUGAGUGUACAAUUUCUUUUGUUUAAAAAUGAACAUUUUGAUAUACAGCCGAAUUUAUCCAAAAUAAAAUUUAAAUAUAAAAAAUAUUUAUAUUUACUUUAAAUUUGGGACUGUGAGCGUGGAUUAAACAAUUGAUUUAUUCGGCACUUAAAGAAUUGCCUCUUUAUUUAUGUACAUAUAUAUCUGAAUGUCUUCAGUCACUGGUAGUUUUUACCCUUAUAAAUAGUAUGCCAUUGUAAUUACCGUCAAAUUGUUUGGUUACUGUAUUUAUUCCUUAAAUUAACAUUCAUGUAAAUAAGUAUACACUAUUGUAUGUCUGGCAAAACAAAGCGUUAGUUUGCAAACAUUUUUUUUUAUAAUUCAGUGUUAUAUGUAUAACAUUCAUCAACAUAGCAAUACUAUUUGGGACUUAUUUGAUACAUAUUUCGUUUAGAUAUACGACCCUUAAACAUUUUACUUUAUAUGAAAGCAAUGGUAUUUUUUCUAAUUGUUGCCAUCUCAUAUAACAUAUUCUUUUCUUCUUCAUUUUUACUAUUGUUUUCUAAAAUGAUUUCAGUUAAGGAAUGGUAUGGGCCUAACAUGGCACCCAUUGUUAUCUUCCCUUUACGUUUUCAUUCAAUUAAAACAAAUGUUUGCUUAAAGUAAUGUAAUAUGUAUUUGAUAGCCAAUUGUUUGGCAAUGGCUCAAAUAGCGUUAAAGAUAGUUUGAUAAAUCAAUUAAUCUUUCUCCGUUGAGUAAGAUGAAACAGUCUGAAUUCAACCCAAAACGUUAGGGUAAAAUGCCAUGGCUGUUUGAGUUCAUGUUUACUAAGUAAAAGCCGUAUUACCUGGAGACAAAAAAGUUUUAUGUAAACUGAUUAGCUUGUAAUAGUUUUCAAGGAUAUCCAUUAUGAAUUCUCGAAGUUUCGUGUCGAUGUUUUUCUUCGAUAAAGCUUUGUUAAAAUUGAGUUUCCCAAUUUUCCUCUCUAUUGCAUUUUCUGGUUUAAGUUGUAUUAUUAAGUAAUUGUAGACCAUUUUACUUAUUUUUGUAUUUACCUUGGUUUUAUGUUCAGAGAAAGUAGAUGUGGGAUACGUUAUAUCGUCGAUUUUUAAGCCAGUCGUCAGGAAAACUAAGGCUAAGUGCAUGGUACUUCAGUGAAUCACUUAUACCAUAUCAUGUUUUUCUGUAUUCAUACAAAUAUUAGAUAGAUUUUACACCCGUGUCAUACUACUCUCUAUAACAAUGAUUUGUUAUUUGUUAUUUUUAGUUUGCUGUUGUUCCAUAUGAUUUCUUUUAAUAUAAUCACAGCAUCGUUUUUAUACAUGCAUGAUAUCCAUGGUUGUAUUACGAAACCUAGCAUAGCCUUAUUAUUGGGAUCCCAAUUGCUUGUUUUAAGAUAAGUCCUCUCUUUUAUGUUUUGUCCUUUGCAUAAAUUUGCAGUUGUUUAACAGUCAUAUUGACCCAUGAAGUUUGGUCACGAUGUUUUUUUGGCAAACAUUUUUUUUAUUCGAUCUUGUGUAUUCUUCGGCGUAUAAGGGGGGGGGGGGUGCCUGUGUGUUUUUAAACAACAAGUUAACCAGUUAGUUAUAAAUUAUGAUAAAAUAAACCCUCAGUUUAUAUCAAGAGGAGCAAAAUGCGUCGACACCGGACGUUAAAUAACGUAAAAAGAAAAGGCAAUUUAGUACGGGUCUUCUCCGGCGGGAUACAAUAACCAUGAUCAAUCUGUUAAAGCCUUAUAUAUUUGGGCUGAACUACAUUUAUUCGAUGUAGUAAGUAACGUUCAAGCGUAAUUUUUUUAUCAAAUUUAAAUCAAAAUAGGAACGGCACUCUACGUUCAUUUACAGCAUGUACGAAACAUAACAGGACGGUAGUCAGAAAACCAACAAAUUGAGCUUCUUAUAAAUAAAUCUUGUUUUGUAAGAGAAUAUUUUUUGCUUCGAUGUAUGUUGACAUGUACGUGUACAUGUACGCGUUGCCACUUGUGUGUAAAAGUUGUAGUUACAAAUCGUUGUAGACAUUUUAACGUUCUUGUAGGCUCGCUGAUAUUCUCCUCGUGCUAUUGUUCAUGUCAUUUUCAAUCUUGUACAAUGUACAUAAACAUGCAUAAACAUGCAUGACGCAGUGCACAAUCUUCGCUAAUGAUUUAUUUUACGGUGACGUGUGUUGUAGUGUCAAUAUGUUUUGAAUCAUCGUUAUAACAUGUUUUACAUUCAAUGCUUAAGGGCAAAUUACAACAAAUAGAAUGUGACAACUCAUUGUACCAUUCCUGUUUUCGUUAUAUAAACACAUGACAGUGAAUCAAAGCAAGGUUUUACCACCUCAGAUCAUUGGCUACUUUCCAUUUUUAUAGGUUUUGAGUCUAAAUGGCUUGUGAUUUCAAAAAAAAAUGGCUGAACAUGAUUGAUCUAAUUGACCUACUUUUUUUCCAUUUACACCGCAUUGGUUGUACUCCUACGACGGAUGUGGCCACUUUAUACAACUUUCUAACGUUGUUUAAUUUUUAGAACAAAUGUGGAACUUUUCCCCUAGAUAUGGUGUUUGAGGUCGUAAAGCACUAGAAAUUAGUGUUAUUUCGCUUGCAAAUUGGUCUAUUGAAUAUAGAAUAUAUAGGAAAUUUAUUUAGGGAUUUCUGAUCAUAAUGCCAAUGUCACGGUAGUAACUGUUUACGUAAUUACUUACUUACUAACUUGCUUGCUUGCUCACGUACUUACUUGCUUAAUAAAAUUA
Messenger RNA from Mya arenaria, 4884 nucleotides. RefSeq lists its product as uncharacterized. Bases 82 to 2094 code for a protein of 670 amino acids. The record is from RefSeq and is a predicted model, not a curated record. NCBI's taxonomy places the organism in Eukaryota, Metazoa, Mollusca, Bivalvia, Myida, Myidae. The transcript is spliced from 11 exons.